This is a messenger RNA of Aspergillus wentii DTO 134E9, 1491 nucleotides long. Its product is annotated as NADH-quinone oxidoreductase subunit NuoF. Gene Ontology annotation, molecular function: 4 iron, 4 sulfur cluster binding; NAD binding; NADH dehydrogenase (ubiquinone) activity. The transcript is spliced from 3 exons. Bases 1 to 1491 code for a protein of 496 amino acids. The record is from RefSeq and is a predicted model, not a curated record. NCBI's taxonomy places the organism in Eukaryota, Fungi, Ascomycota, Eurotiomycetes, Eurotiales, Aspergillaceae.
AUGAUAUCUCGAGCGGCGGCUCCCAGUCCUUCCUCCCUCGCCAAGGUCUCUUCCCGCUCUCUCCGAGCACAGGGGCAGGCUGCCCGCUCCUUCGCGACCGUCCAGGAGAACGCUCCCCCCGUACGGCAUUAUGGCGGUCUGCAGGACCAGGACCGGAUAUUUACGAACUUGUACGGACACCAUGGAGCCGACCUCAAGUCUGCGAUGAAGUAUGGUGAUUGGCACAGAACCAAGGACAUCGUUCUGAAGGGCCACGACUGGCUCAUUUCGGAAAUCAAGGCUUCGGGUCUUCGUGGUCGUGGUGGUGCCGGUUUCCCAUCGGGAUUGAAAUACUCCUUCAUGAAUUUCAAAGACUGGGACAAGGACUCUCGACCCCGUUAUCUUGUUGUCAACGCCGAUGAGGGUGAGCCUGGAACAUGCAAGGACCGUGAGAUUAUGCGGAAAGACCCCCAGAAACUCAUUGAGGGUUGUUUGGUUGUGGGUCGUGCGAUGAACGCCAACGCUGCCUACAUCUACAUCCGUGGCGAAUUCUACCACGAAGCUACCAUCCUCCAGAACGCCAUUAACGAGGCCUACCAGGCCGGUCUGAUCGGCAAGAACGCCUGUGGCACCGGUUACGACUUCGAUGUUUACAUCCACCGUGGAAUGGGUGCUUAUAUCUGUGGUGAAGAGACCUCGCUCAUCGAGUCCAUCGAGGGUAAGGCCGGAAAGCCUCGUCUCAAGCCUCCAUUCCCCGCUGCCGUUGGUCUUUUCGGAUGCCCUUCCACCGUCACCAACGUCGAGACCGUUGCCGUCACUCCCACUAUCAUGCGCCGUGGACCCAGCUGGUUCUCGUCAUUUGGUCGUGAGCGUAACGUCGGAACCAAGCUGUUCUGUAUCUCUGGUCACGUUAACAACCCCUGCACCGUCGAGGAGGAGAUGUCCAUCCCUCUGCGUGAGCUGAUUGACCGUCACUGUGGUGGUGUGCGGGGCGGUUGGGAAAACCUUCUUGCCGUGAUCCCCGGUGGAUCUUCCACCCCCGUCAUCCCCAAGAGCGUUUGUGAUGACCAGAUCAUGGACUUUGACGGUCUGAAGGACAACCAAACCGGUUUGGGUACCGCCGCCGUUAUUGUCAUGGACAAGUCCACCGACAUUGUCCGUGCCAUCUCGCGUCUCUCGAGCUUCUACAAGCACGAGAGUUGCGGUCAGUGCACUCCCUGCCGUGAGGGAAGCAAGUGGACCAUGCAGAUGAUGCAGCGUCUUGAGACAGGCCAGGCUCGCCAGCGUGAAAUCGACAUGCUCCAGGAGCUGACCAAGCAAGUGGAGGGACACACAAUCUGCGCUCUGGGUGAGGCCUUCGCCUGGCCCAUCCAGGGUCUCAUCAGACACUUCCGACCUGAACUCGAGGCAAGAAUCCAGGAGUACUCGAAGGAGAUCGGCCAGGGUCCCUACGCCGGUGGCUGGCACCCUAACAGCCGGGCUGAAGGCAAGUUGAUCUCUCCUGGCAUGUAA